Fusarium coffeatum is the source of this 879-nucleotide messenger RNA. RefSeq lists its product as uncharacterized. Lineage: Eukaryota; Fungi; Ascomycota; Sordariomycetes; Hypocreales; Nectriaceae. Gene Ontology annotation, molecular function: hydrolase activity. The coding region runs from base 1 to 879 and encodes 292 amino acids. The transcript is spliced from 2 exons. The record is from RefSeq and is a predicted model, not a curated record.
AUGGAUCGUGCUUUCUACACUGCUACUCUUGACAAUAUCAGUAUCGCUUACACGGAUACUGCCCCCGAGGGGAACGAGAAAGGCGUUGUAGUCUUGAUACAUGGCUUUCCUCAAACUUCAUAUCAGUUUCGAAAAGUAAUUGGACCAAUUGCUUCGGCAGGAUACCGGGUCAUUACCCCAGACUACCGUGGAGCCGGGUACUCGCACAGAACACAGACGGGAUUUACUAAAACGGAAAUGGCAUCGGAUAUUCUACAACUUCUGGAUCAACUCUCUAUCAAAGACCCAGUUCAUAUCGUUGGCCAUGACAUUGGUGGCAUGAUAGCCUAUGCCUUUGCCUCACGAUACGCCGACCGCACAGCCUCAGUAAUCUGGGGAGAAUGUCCCCUGCCUGGCACCCAAGCUCACGAAGACACAUGGAAAGUCCAUGGAGUCCUCCACUUUCACUUCUGGUUCCACCAAGUUCUUGACCUCCCUGAAGCUCUCGUUUCAGGCAAAGAAGAGAUCUACCUGGGUCACUUCUACGAUAAGCUCUCAUACAACUCCUCAGCUAUCAGUCAAGAGGAUCUUGAUUACUACGUUAAGAUGUUCAGUAGGCCAGGAGCCUUGCGCUGUGGCUUCAACAUGUACAGAGCAUUUGGACAAGACUCAGAAGAGAAUCGUGAGUGGGUUGCCAAGCAUGGCAAGUGCAAGGUGAGAGCGCUUGGUCUCAACGGCGGAGAGUGCCAGUUUAGUCAAGUGGCAGAGCAGAUGAUGGGAGAAGUUCACGAAAAGGGGACAUUUAGUGUUGCUUCUGUGCCUAAGAGCGGACAUUGGAUCGCAGAGGAGAACCCUGAGGAAUUUGUACGCGCAGUGCUUGAGUUCGUUGGAAAGGAGUAA